AUGGCGUACUGGGCGCUUUUGGGCUUCACUUUGUUCUGGGCGGUCGUGGGGGGUGUCGUUCCCUGGUUUAUCCCGAAAGGACCUAAUCGAGGAAUUAUUCAAACCAUGCUGGUUGAAACAGCUGUCUGCUGUUAUCUAUUUUGGCUCUGUACAUGGCUCAUGCAACUGCACCCACUAAUUGGACCCCAGCUAACUACUGACACACUCAAAAUUAUGAAAGAAGAAUGGAAAUGA
This is a messenger RNA of Helobdella robusta, 234 nucleotides long. RefSeq lists its product as hypothetical. Gene Ontology annotation, molecular function: proton-transporting ATPase activity, rotational mechanism. The coding region runs from base 1 to 234 and encodes 77 amino acids. The record is from RefSeq and is a predicted model, not a curated record. NCBI's taxonomy places the organism in Eukaryota, Metazoa, Annelida, Clitellata, Rhynchobdellida, Glossiphoniidae. Gene Ontology annotation, cellular component: proton-transporting V-type ATPase, V0 domain. Gene Ontology annotation, biological process: proton transmembrane transport. The transcript is spliced from 3 exons.